AGAGCAGUAAUACACCACAGAUAAACUAUCUAUCCUAUCCGUUUUAGGAUAUAUCCUACUGGAGAGGUUUCGACACCACAAACGAUAGAUAGAACAGGAUAUCGGCCAAUAGGUGGUGGUGGAGUUUAGGGGGACGUAGACGUUCUGUAUUAGAGCUGUUUUAUUAGUGGAUGUGUAUGCAUGAGUUCUGCACCGAAUGGGCGCAAGAACCGCCCCAGAUCCGCCGGGAACAUCUUCCAGAUCGGCAAGGCUCCCUACCGAGACCCGGAGAGGAGGGAGAGCACCGAGAGCACCCGCAAAGCCCAGCGCGCCGUGGCGGACUGCAGAAUGAUUGUGCAGGAGUUUAACACGCUUGUGGCGCUGUAUCGUGAGCUGGUCAUCUCCAUUGGCGAGAUCUCUGUCGACUGCCCGUCGUUACGGGCCGAGAUGCACAAGACCCGAACUAAAGGCUGCGAGAUGGCGAGAGCCGCAAACCAGAGCCUGUCAGUCAUUUCAGGGCCUGAGGACGGAGAGAUUCACCCAGAGAUCUGCAGGCUCUUCAUCCAGCUGCAGUGCUGUCUGGAGAUGUACAUCACAGAGAUGCUCAAGUCUGUCUGUCUGCUGGGAUCCCUGCAGCUCCACAGGAAAGGGAAGGAUUGCUGUGGGCCUCCCAGGAUUGACGGUAAGGUGGAUGAGAGCUCAGACAUCCCCAUUCUAGAAGACACCUCCUCCCCCAUGGACUGUCAUCAGCUCUGCUGGCUGGUCACCACAGACAUAGACAAUACUGAGAGGGACAUGAGAGAGAUGAAGAACCUUCUCAGUAAACUCAGGGAGGCGAUGCCUUUACCACUGAAGAACCAAGAUGACAGCAGCUUGCUGAACCUAACUCCCUACCCACUGGUCCGACAGAGGAAGAGACGGUUCUUUGGGCUCUGUUGCCUGGUAACCAGCUAAGGGGCCUGCCCUCCUGGGUUGAAGGCAGGAACGGUAAUGCUUAAGUUGAAGUGUUGUUCAUGGCACAUCCAUAAAGUGUCCUAUGCACAUCAUAAUUCAAGUGUCAAAAAACAAGCUAUAAAAGCUUUGUCAACUGGAAUGACACACAGUAUUUGCAUGUCACGAUCAAUAUAUUUAUUUGCAUUAUGACAUGGUGUCAUAAGAUAUUGACAGUUAUCAUAACAGUGCCCCAUAAAGGAAAGAGCAUAGAAUUAAAUAUUUUGUAAUGUGUCAUGGGCAACACUGCACGUAAAGUGCUACUGCGGCAACAAAGACACCAUUAACCACAAUCCUUCACCACUUGUGUCUCCCACCACUAUAUUACUGCCAUUUCCAAUAUCCAAUCCAGUUCUCUCUUUGUUGAAAAGGCUACCCCAUUUUAUAAUUUUAUUUUGUAAUACAAAGAUAAAUUGUAAUUGCAAUGUAAUGAAACCAAUAGUCAAAACAUAUAUUUUAUAUUUCUUUUCAUAUUCAUAUUUCUUUUCAUUUGGUACAGAAGUCCAACCUUUUUGUUUGGUACAGAAGUCCAACCUUUUUGUUUGGUACAGAAGUCCAACCUUUUCGUUUGGUACAGAAGUCCAACCUUUUUGUUUGGUACAGAAGUCCAACCUUUUUGUUUGGUACAGAAGUCCAACCUUUUCGUUUGGUACAGAAGUCCAACCUUUUUGUUUGGUACAGAAGUCCAACCUUUUUGUUUGGUACAGAAGUCCAACCUUUUUGUUUGGUACAGAAGUCCAACCUUUUCGUUUGGUACAGAAGUCCAACCUUUUCGUUUGGUACAGAAGUCCAACCUUUUCGUUUGGUACAGAAGUCCAACCUUUUCGUUUGGUACAGAAGUCCAACCUUUUUGUUUGGUACAGAAGUCCAACCUUUUCGUUUGGUACAGAAGUCCAACCUUUUUGUUUGGUACAGAAGUCCAACCUUUUCGUUUGGUACAGAAGUCCAACCUUUUUGUUUGGUACAAAAGUCCAACCUUUUCGUUUGUCAAAGGUCUUCGGAAGAGAGAGACCAUUUGAAACAAUGUCAACAUUUAGUUUCUUCCAUAAAGCUGAAUUGAUGAAUUAAUGAAUUGUGUGUAGGACACAAUUUGAUCCUUAAGUUUGUUUCAAAAACAAUGUUAGCAAGUACGACACUUGCCAUGUGUGGCAAUACUUGUCCAAUAUGACCGGUCAUUGAAGUUAGACACUUGCAGUAAACAGAUAUGCUAUUUUAGGGCUCCAUUCAAUCUGUAUCCCUGAAGCGUUAAAGAUUGCACAAUUGAAAUGUAAAGGUCAUUUCCGAUUGAGUUGACAUACGCAGCGUUUACUGUGAAUGCAGUCUCCGCUAACAUUGCCUUUGAUUUUUCAAUCACGCUUUAAAGCUGAACUUCCGUGAUACACACUGAAUAAAGCCCUUCAUUUGAUCACUCUGUUGUCACAGAUCAUUUUCCUGCUCCGCAGGAAAUGAAAACUUGUAGUGUAUUUACAUUUUUUAAAGUAUUCUAAAGUUUGUAAUUUCCAGUUUAAAAUGUCAGACUUGACUUACCCUAAUGUAAAAUUUAUCAACCCCUACAAAAAAAUGUCCAUUCAUUAUAAUCCACAUAAUAAUUCACAUGACCUGUUGCUGCAGGAUUAUUUUCCUGCUGUGAAAAACUAGUCAAAUUAAGAUAGCAGAUCUGUAUAUGUACACUACUAGAUAAAAGGCAUAGAGCUGUUUUUCCAGAGCAGAGAAAGUCUGUGCACUACGUCUGUUGUGAGUUUCGUUCUCUGUUUUCCAUUUUUAGCUGACCCUGUACUUCCUGUACUGUACUUCCUGUAUUGACCUUGAUUUAGUCUUCCAUGAACCAAACACCUGUACCUGACUUUUACUUUCCAUCUUCAAGGAGGAAUAUACUAUACAAUACUAACAAAAAUAUUAACUUCUUUGCACAUACAAUAUCUAUCUAUAAAUUAAGACAUUAGACAUACUCUAUGUAUGUAUAUACACAUACUCUCCAAUCGAUGAGCUCUGGAAAAUCUUCGAAGUUGAGAUAGAUUGGUGAAGUCUUGGUUGGCAUAAGCAGGUGACGUCUCCCUUUGUAAGGCACAGUCUGUGCGGGUAGUGGGGACUCAGCAUGGGUCUUGCUUAUUAGUAAUAGUGAUAUAUGUGUAGGGCAUGGAGAAGGUACAGUACUGUAGUCAAAGCUGAAAUAAAAAGCUGUAUGUCAUUUUACAUUGUUAAUAAACUUUUUUAUUUAAACCGA
Molecule: messenger RNA, 3193 nt
Organism: Oncorhynchus nerka (sockeye salmon)
Lineage: Eukaryota; Metazoa; Chordata; Actinopteri; Salmoniformes; Salmonidae
Product: regulator of G-protein signaling 7-binding protein A-like
Exons: 6
Coding region: 181-933 (250 amino acids)
Biological process (GO): G protein-coupled receptor signaling pathway
Cellular component (GO): postsynapse; neuron projection; nucleus
Source: RefSeq, a predicted model, not a curated record